AUGACGACCAGGCUAGUACAAAGGACACGAAGAAGCCGAAGCUGGCAAAAGCAGUCUACGGCCCCCUUCCGAGACAUAACGGCGUCUAUUUUGGAAGCAUCUAGCAAGGUUCUGGGAUUCUCACAAAAAUCUAAGAGCCUCAAAGGUACGCACGUGAAGGUACUCAGGGACGCUGCGGCGGCGAUAACAGCAGGAACAAAUGUCAUGGCCAUGCAAAUGGCACAGGACAGAUGCGGAAACAACUUGGACUUGAUAGAGGAGUUAAGAACAGAGAAUAUGAAUCUGAAAACAUCGCUGAGGGAAGUAAGAAAGGAACUGGAGGAAGUGAAGGAAAUGCUUCGGGGUAUAAGGGAGACACCGCUGCAAGCAGCAGCGGUAUUCUCCCCGCCCCCGAAGCACCUGGGAAACGUGGGUCAGGGUGUGGAGGAGGCGCUGCAACAUAUGGCGGGUGCUCCCUCGCCCCUGAUCCACAUAAAGGAGAAAGAAAGGGCGAUCACCCCACCUAUGGUGGACAUGGUGGAGGAGGAGGAAGUCCCGAUUGGAGUAAUAGAGAUCCAAAAGGGACUGAUUCCAAAGGAUAAGAGACGCCCGGUGAGGGAAGGCAGGGUCGCAAAAACAGGAGAAGCAGGUCCCAAGAUUAGGGAAAAUGUCCUCCUGAAUACUAAAGUUAGGAUGGAAAGGAGGGAGGAUCCAGUAAAAGGAGGAAAGAAGGGACUGGGAGAGGAAGUGUCCAGGAUGGUGUUCCAGGCCCUGAACGAAUGGAAAUCACAGGAAACUCCCAAACAAGGGACCGGGAGAAACAAAGGAAACAAAGGAAAAGGAGAGGUAAAAGAAAUAGGGGAUCAAGGAAGGGCACAAUACGGGGGAAACAAUUACAUCAAAGAGUACCCCCAACUUCCGCCCACGAGAUUACAAAGAAAGGAACAACAAGCACAACAUGGCAAGGAGGAGGCACCUACACCACAAGAAUUGUGGGCGAAAGUGAAAGAAGGAAAAAAGAACAAGAGAAGAGUCCCCAACACAGCGGCAGUAACAAUCACCGCCGAAAAAGGACAAUACAAGGACCUGCUAGCUGAAGCAAAGAGGAAGAUAGAUCUAACCGGGAUGGGUAUCGAGAAGAUAAAAACCAGAGUAGGGGCCACCGGAGCACUUGUGCUCGAGAUACCCGGCGAAGAAAGGAGUAAGCUGGCGGACCUAUUGGCGGACAAACUUAAGGAGGUCUUGACAGACAGGGCAAGAGUAAGCAGGGCGCAGAAAAUGGGUGAACUGAGACUCAAAGGGCUGGAAAUAUCCACCUCGGAGAGCGAAGCGGCGGAGGCAGUGGCUAAGAUAGGGGGAUGUCAAGUAGGAGAAGUAAAGACUGGGAGUAUAAAAAUGGCCUGGAAUAACUACAGGACAUUAUGGGUACAGUGCCCCCUCGCGGCGGCCAAGAGGGUUGCAGAAACAGGCAACAUUAAAAUAGGCUGGACGCAGGCCAAAGUAGAACUUCUACAGGCAAGGGCACUCCAAUGCUUUAAAUGCUUGGAAAGAGGGCACGUGCAGAUUAAUUGCACAAAUAACAGUGAUAGGAGAGCCAACUGUUACAGAUGCGGAGAACCCGGACACCUGGCUCGGGACUGCAGUUCAAGAGCCAGGUGUCAAAUCUGUGAGGAGGCAGGUGUAAAAUCGGGACAUAGAAUGGAGGGACCAUCCUGCCGUCCCCCCAAGGGCAAGAAGAAAAUCUCUGGGGAUGCGGUGACCCCCAUUGAUGAUGGGAAGAUGGAGGUGGAGGAGAAGAGAGCAGAAAAAAGAGCGAGACCAGCUGAGAGUGAGGAUACCGACGGCGAACAGCCGGGAGAGAAGAUAGUUGUCAUAACAGAACAGAACAAUGGACACUAA
This is a messenger RNA of Harpegnathos saltator (Jerdon's jumping ant), 1878 nucleotides long. RefSeq lists its product as uncharacterized. The record is from RefSeq and is a predicted model, not a curated record. Bases 1 to 1878 code for a protein of 625 amino acids. Gene Ontology annotation, molecular function: nucleic acid binding; zinc ion binding. NCBI's taxonomy places the organism in Eukaryota, Metazoa, Arthropoda, Insecta, Hymenoptera, Formicidae. The transcript is spliced from 4 exons.